AUGGCCAGCCCCGUCUAUCUCGGCGUUGUCGGUGUUGGCGGCGUCGGAAAUGCCUUCCUCGAACAACUCGGACGACUGCCAAAUGCACCACAGAUCGUUCUGCUGGCCCGCUCAUCGCAGUCAUUGCUCGCUCCAACGCCGGCAUACUCGCCUUGCAUUCCCGCCACUAGUUGGUCAAAGGCUGUGGCAACGCCAUCAUUAAUUAAACCAAAUGCUCUUUUACCAGAAGAGAUCGCAACAUAUCUUGGGAGUGUUCCGGGUCGUGCAAUUCUCGUGGAUAAUACGUCCGACCUUGCUCUUGCGCAGGCAUAUCCUAUCUUCCUCAAGCAGGGUGUGUCAGUGGUGACGGCAAAUAAAAAGGGGUUCUCGUCUGAACUCUCACUAUGGAAUGAUAUUUUCGCCUCCGCAACCAAGGGAAAUGCAUAUGUACACCAUCAGUGUACGGUGGGCGGCACCCUUCCAGUGCUAUCAACGUUGAGGGACCUGAUAGCAACGGGGGAUGAGAUCACUCAAAUUGAAGGUGUACUUUCUGGGACACUCUCACUUCUAUUUGACGAGUUCAUGCCUGCAUCUGGCACGUCCAACGUGCCAUGGAGCUCUCUUGUCGCUCACGCCAGAGGCGCGGGUGAAACGGAACCCGACCCACGAGAUGAUCUAAACGGUCUUGAUUUUGCUCGAAAGCUGACAAUUCUCGCCCGGGUUGUCGGUCUUGAGAUUGCUCGUCCGGAUUCAUAUCCGGUCGAGUCACUUAUACCCACCGAACUGGCGUCGUUGCCGUCCUCACCGGAAGGAAUUACCCAGUUCAUGAGCCAAUUGCCCGCUUAUGAUGCUAGAAUGGAUAUGAUUAAAGAUGCUGCUCGCCAAGAGGGUAAAGUUGUGAGAUAUAUUGGCAGUAUUGAUGUACCUACGAAGACCAUCAAGGUUGGCUUACAGCAUGUGGAGAAAAACAGCCCCAUUGCAAAUCUCAAGGGCAGCCAGAUCGUCAGCAUACGCACUAAGCGAUAUAGGGGUGGAGGUGGAGGCGAGAUCACGGCAAUGGGUUUGAUGGCUGAUCUUCUCAAGGUGAUUCAGCGAUUGGGCUAG
Penicillium cinerascens is the source of this 1083-nucleotide messenger RNA. Its product is annotated as Homoserine dehydrogenase. The coding region runs from base 1 to 1083 and encodes 360 amino acids. Gene Ontology annotation, biological process: aspartate family amino acid biosynthetic process; L-homoserine biosynthetic process. Gene Ontology annotation, molecular function: aspartate kinase activity; homoserine dehydrogenase activity; NADP binding. The record is from RefSeq and is a predicted model, not a curated record. The transcript is spliced from 3 exons. Lineage: Eukaryota; Fungi; Ascomycota; Eurotiomycetes; Eurotiales; Aspergillaceae.